Verticillium alfalfae VaMs.102 is the source of this 1032-nucleotide messenger RNA. RefSeq lists its product as hypothetical. Lineage: Eukaryota; Fungi; Ascomycota; Sordariomycetes; Glomerellales; Plectosphaerellaceae. The transcript has 2 exons. The coding region runs from base 1 to 1032 and encodes 343 amino acids. The record is from RefSeq and is a predicted model, not a curated record.
AUGCCUAAGCGCUCUCUCGACGCUAGCAGCACACCUGCAACGAUGCCUCCGCCCGAGAAGUCUUCACAGCGAAAGAUGGCCAGCGAGAUCCACAAGAAGCGAACCGGCAAAGGCUUCAAGAUCACGGAGCGCAUCGUUCAAGCCGAAGAGAUGUACGAGGAGGAGGAAGACGACAUGCCCCGGUCCUACCGCAUGCUCGCCGCGCACUUGCAAACCGGUUCGUCCGAGAUGAACUACCGCGUCAACGCCUUUCUGGCCAAUCGUGUUGCCAUGGCCAGCAUGGUGGCCGGACUCCGAAACGAAGACUGGCUGCAGAACCCCAUCAACAAGAUGUUCGCCGAGUCUUUCCCUGACGUAGGCAAGCAGGCGCAGGUCAUGAACCACAGGCUCUCAAACCCCAACGACUCUGCCUACUAUGGCCCCCUCACUGGGCAGAGCGCCCAUCAGCCUCUGAGCCCCAUGAGCCCCGCUGCCAGCAUAUCGCCCAGCUUUGGUGCUGUCGAUUACCACGCGCCCAGCCCGUACCAUGCGCCCACGCCGUCGCCCAUGUCACCUCGUGACCUCAAGCAUGAACAGGUUCGCUCUCCUGUCAUGUCGCCAGGAGCCGCUGACCACAUGUCUCCCGCACAACCGCACAUGAACCCUUACGUGCAGCAAAUGGGUCCCACUGAUCCACUGCUGUAUGACGACUCGAUCUUCACCUCUGAGCUUCCGCUUGACGCCAAGAUGCUGGCUGGCCCGAGCUUGGAUAUGAGCGACCCCUUGGCUCACCUGUUCAUGGCUGGAGACUCCGCUGCAUCCUUCUAUCCCGAGGACCCGGUCUUCACGAAGCCGGAGCAGCGGACACAGACCGCCAAGCCCAUGAUGUCUACGCAGGAGUACUACGGGGCGACGCCGCAGAACCCUGGCUACCCAAGCUUUGACACGCAGCGGAGCACUGUCGGUACGCCGAGCGCUGGACUCGGAGACGACUGGAACGCCUUCAUGGACUGGGACAACUGCGACGAGGCCAUCCCUGAGUACCGAUCAUAG